Loxodonta africana (African savanna elephant) is the source of this 6706-nucleotide messenger RNA. RefSeq names its product sprouty related EVH1 domain containing 1 (gene SPRED1). Gene Ontology annotation, cellular component: membrane. Gene Ontology annotation, molecular function: protein kinase binding. The record is from RefSeq and is a predicted model, not a curated record. The transcript has 8 exons. Lineage: Eukaryota; Metazoa; Chordata; Mammalia; Proboscidea; Elephantidae. Gene Ontology annotation, biological process: multicellular organism development; negative regulation of MAPK cascade. The coding region runs from base 710 to 2053 and encodes 447 amino acids.
AUCUAAAAAAGUAAUUCUUUAUUUAAAUUACUUAUACUUUACAAAUAUUAAUUAUAAGAGCAUUUAGAACAAGCUGGGAGAGAUGAAGGGAAAUUAUCCAAUUGCACCAUUCUAAGAUAACAACUAGUGUUUUUAUAUUUUCUGUAAUAAUCUUACAUGUACAUUUUUUAUAUUGUUUUUAAAACAGAAAAUAAUAUAAUUGUAAAAUCAAAUUGUCUAAAUUGCAGAAGCUUUUGAUUUCCAUUUACUUUAUGUAUCAUCAGCGAAGCAUCAUCUAUCAUUGGUAGACUAAAGUUAUAUGGUGUUUUUAAUUAGUAUGGUUUAACUAUAUUCCCCAGGAUAUCUGAGCACAGAUGAAGGAUAUUUUUUAAAGAAGCUACAAACUUCAUGAAUUAAAUUGUAAAAGGAUCAAAAUUAAGAUUCUAUGCUCAACCUUUUAAUAGACGUGCUAGUAAGCUUCUGCUACAUUUAUUUUGAAGAAUAACUGUCAACACUGGUGUGGUCUGGUUGUAAAUAUUUUUUUCAACAAAAUAGUUAAAUGGAAAAAUUAACCUGUCUUUUGAGUCCUAGAUCAUUUUGGGCAGAAUAGACACUUCAUUUCUUAGUCCUGUUUGUUACCACCAGUGGGGAGAAGUUUGGUUGGCGUUGGCGUAGAUUCUCUCCUCUUUGAUUCAGUUCUAAUAGUUAUGCACGAGUACGAGCUGUGGUGAUGACCCGGGAUGACUCAAGUGGUGGAUGGUUACCACUUGGAGGGAGUGGACUAAGCUGCGUCACUGUCUUCAGAGUCCCUCAUCAGGAAGAGAAUGGCUGUGCUGACUUUUUUAUCCAUGGAGAGCGACUCAGGGACAAAAUGGUGGUUUUGGAAUGUAUGCUUAAAAAGGACCUCAUUUAUAAUAAGGUCACUCCAACAUUUCACCACUGGAAGAUCGAUGACAAAAAGUUUGGCCUUACCUUUCAAAGUCCGGCUGAUGCUAGAGCUUUUGAUAGAGGGAUUCGAAGAGCGAUAGAAGAUAUUUCUCAAGGAUGCCCAGCAUCAAAAAAUGAAGCUGAAGAACCAGAAGAUGACUUACAAGCACCUGAAGAGGAUACUUCGAGUUCUCUAGUGAAAGACCACCUUUUCCAGCAGGACACAGUUAUUACCAGUGAACCUUAUAGAAGCUCAAAUAUAAGACCUUCUCCAUUUGAAGAUCUGAAUGCCCGAAGAGCCUACGUGCAAAGCCAAGCCAAUCAGGCCCUGUGCUUAGAAUUGGGAUCCACAGGAAAAUACACCAUGGUCUGUUCUACAGGAGUUCCUGGUGAGAUAACAUUCAGUCAGCCAGGCCUAGACAUUCAGAGCAGAGGUAUGGAAUAUGUACAACGGCAAAUAUCCAAGGAAUGUGGAAGCCUAAAGUCCCAAAAUAGAGUUCCAUUGAAAUCAAUCAGACAUGUCAGCUUUCAAGACGAGGAUGAGAUUGUCAGAAUAAACCCUCGAGAUAUCUUAAUACGGCGCUAUGCAGACUACAGACAUCCUGAUAUGUGGAAAAAUGACUUGGAGAGAGAUGAUACUGACACCAGUAUUCCGUUUUCAAAACCAGACAGUAAAAAAUCUGACUAUCUGUACUCUUGUGGUGAUGAGACUAAGUUAAGUUCACUCAAAGACUCUGUGGUAUUUAAGACACAGCCUUCCUCAUUAAAAUUUAAGAAGUCAAAACGAAGAAAAGAGGAUGGUGAACGUUCUCGUUGUGUAUACUGCCAGGAAAGGUUUAAUCAUGAAGAAAAUGGCAGGGGGAAAUGUCAGGAUGCUCCAGACCCUAUUAAAAGAUGCAUAUAUCAAGUGAGUUGCAUGCUCUGUGCAGAGAGCAUGUUGUAUCAUUGUAUGUCAGACUCAGAGGGAGAUUUUUCGGAUCCCUGUUCAUGUGACACUAGUGAUGACAAGUUCUGCUUACGAUGGUUAGCCCUGGUAGCUUUGUCUUUCAUUGUACCAUGUAUGUGCUGCUACGUCCCUUUGAGAAUGUGCCAUCGCUGUGGUGAGGCAUGUGGGUGCUGUGGCGGGAAGCAUAAAGCUGCUGGGUGAGAGGAUCCAGUGCCAAAAGGAGCUUAAAAUCUUUGUUGCCAGGAAUUAGCUAGCUUGGAUUUGUGGAAGCUUUUGGCAAGCAGUAUGGAAUCUUGCCUGGUAUCCCUGGGGCCACACUUGGAGGAAGCAGAACUCUGCAGUUCUUGGCAUUUCACAAAUGCUAGCCAUGCCUAACUUUUUCUCUUCAGUGCGUGGCGCGUUUUGUUACAGGUUGUAACGAAUAUUUGCAAAAGGAAAUAUUGUCUGGUUAUUGGCUAUUAAAAAUGAGCAUAAAAUAUGAUCCAGCUAAAGGGGAUUUAAUUUUUGGCAUUAUUGUGUAUUUAUGCAUUAGGUGAUGGGACUUUCAAAGAUCUGAAUUCAUUAGGACAUGAGCUAAAUAAAAGUGCACUAGGGGACAGUUGAUUUCAAUCUAAGAAAAGUUAACACUUGGAAAUUAUAAGAAGUAAAACAAGUACAACUAAAUCAUUUAUUAGUUGUUUUUGGAAGCAGUUUUAUGUAUAAAUAACAAAUGUUUAUAUUUAACUAAAUGUAAGGUACGAAUUAUUACAUAUUAAACUUUCCUUCCCGUUCCUAGUUCUGAAGUAGAUAUAUGUAUAUCUACUGUCACAUUCCAUUAUAUUUUGAAUAUUUAACUCACCUAGUUAAUAACGUUUUUUAUACCAUGUGAACGAUUUGAUAUUUUCAUCCUCAUUUCCCUUUGGCUACAGUUUAUAUUGAGUUAUAUCUGUACAUUCUGGUAAUCUAAAAACCUUAAAAAUAUUCUAAUAGCCUUGAGUGACCAACUUUUUUUUAAAGCACAGAUGUAAUUGUCUAAUGUUCUGAUGGGAACGUAACACUUAUUUUUAUAUAAAGAGAUUGAGUAAACAUUAUAGAAAAAAGUGAGGUUUUUUUUGGUUGUUUUGUGGUAUUCAACCAGCAAGUUGUUUUCUUUCAGAGUUUCCUCCUUUACAGCAUUUUAUUGCAUUUACAAAUGUUUUACAAGGCAAAAGGUGUAACUGGAUAGUUAGCUUAAAACUGUGUCCUGAGAUUUCCACUGGUCAUUCUGCAAAAGCAGGGUAUGUUUGGCUGAGUUACUAAUUUUUUAGCUUAAUCCUGAGUGCUUAUUAUUGACUUAACAAUGAUUACUCAGUUGCAUUUAUUUUUAUUUAAACUGGCCAAAAGCAAAAUUAUUUUAUGUUAAAAUACACUCUAAACUCUCCCAUGAAAGUAUUUAAUCCAACAUUGUGAAUGAAAUAUCUUGUACAUAUAAAUUUAUUUCUUCUGCAGAGCAUUGUAUUACUGGAUGUUUAAUUUACAAAGUAGUUGGAUAAAUGUUCCAACAAAUUGUUUAAAGUACUUCAGGGUGAAAUUGUCUUUUUCCUUUUUUUUUUUAAGUGUUACAUUAAAACUCUAAGCAAGUAAAGGGUUCUUUGAGAACAUUCCCUUCAAGGGAUAUAGUUGAGAAGUGUGCCUUUUUUUAAUGGCCUGAAGUCUCAGAGGUGAUAAAAAUUAAAAUCACACUACCAUUUAAAAGCUCGUUUUCUAUGCAAGUUUUUAAAUGUCGUUUAUGUAUCUUUCUUUUUACAUAUCACACUUGUGUUAGUGUUCUUCUUUUGCCCCAGAUCAAACUGAACAAUGUAUAUAACACUAUCUGUCUGUAAAAUACCUUUUUUUUUUUUUUUAAGAAAGCAUUUAUAUUUAUAUGACAGCUUGAACUGACAACAUUGUGUAUAUAGAUCAUCUUGGAGUAUUAUUUCACAUUGAAAAGAAGAAAACUAUAUUGAUAACUAUAGAUGUUAUGAAGAAGAGGUUAUUUCUAGUUUUGUACUAAAAAUCAAUUGGAUGAACUAAAUCCAAAACGUGACACUGUAGCAGCUCUUUUAAGUCUUAUUUUUACUGUUUAUAUAUUUGAACGCUGCUGCACCAGAUGAUCUCAGUCCCUGAAGUUUCCCACUGAACUCGGUUUCCUGGAAUAGACUGUUAACUUUCAGAAUUACCUUUUAGUGGUGAAGUGGAAGUACUGGUUUUUCUCGUGAACGAAGUUUCAUAUCGUAAGUGCUGAGCGUCUACUUCAGGUUUGAACAAGGUGUGAAUAACUGAAGAAAAUAACUUGCUGGCUGUAUAGGAGAACGCUGUGGAAAUAAACUGUGUAUAUACUUCUGGGAAGAACAAAUUUAAUCAUUUCUUCUGUUAAGCACUAAUCAGUAUAGUGCAACUCCUGGUUCUGUACUGUAUUUUAUAUGCAACAUAUAUGCUUAAAUAUUUUAAUGUUUGUGCAUUAAUAUUUUUGAUUUGUUUAACCACUUUGCUGCUAAGAGUUUGCCAUCCCAUCCCCAUUUUUUCCUUUACAAUUUUAAACAAGUUUCUCCAUUAAAAACUAUGAUGAUGAAAUGAUUUUUAUUUCAUCUUGGAUCUUUAUAGUUAACGCACCAUUUUCCAAAUCAGCCCAGAAGACUAACCGAUAAUGUCGUCUGAAUCCCUGUGUGGAAAUUUUUUCUUGAGUAAAUUAGAGUUCUUACGUGAAAGCAAAUGCUGUCAUCCUUAAACACGUGGUAUAGGUACGUUCUGGGACAUUUUCUUGUUCUCCGUACAGAUUUGGCACUGCCAACUGGCUUUUCCUCAGCCUUUCUCCUCUUUGUUUUUAAUCUGGUAGUAUAAGAAAAGGAGUUCUGGUGCGAAGUGGUUAAGCACUCAGCUGCUAACUGAAAGGUUGGCAGUUUGAACCCACCAGCCACUCCACAGGAGAAAAAUACGGCAGUCUGCUUCUGUAAAGAUUACAGCCUUGGAAACCCCAUGGGGCAGUCCUACUCUGUCCUCUAAGGUGACUAUGAGUCGGAAUCGACUCAAUGGCAGUAGGUAAGUAUAAGCAAAUGACUAGACAAAACCGCUUAAUAGUGAAUAUUCAAAAUGAUAUCAUCUAGAUGACAUAACAAGAAGGACUUUGGUCUGUUCUGAGGCGCUUGUGUUCAGAAUUGAUAACUCUUCAAGGAUAAUUCUGGCUUGGUUUCUGAAGGAAUGUGAGGUAUGGCUCUUUAGCACCCCCUACUGGAUGAUGUAAAGACCAGAGAGAUGAGAUGGCAAUAGGGACCUGACAUGGUUCCUUACUACUACCAGUAAAGGGCUAUUAAGGUGGUGGCCCCCUCCUGCCAGGGACCAGGAAUAAGAAAUAUCUCAAAGGGACUGUAAAUUGAUUCUUUUCCCUAAUGUAUCUUGGUAGCUCAAAGAUUUUAAGCACUUUUUUCUUACAUAUCCUGUUUUAAAAUAUUUAUAGUUAUUUGGAACUGGCAAUCAAACUUAAUGGAUGUGCUGAAGCAUUUAUAGAACCAGUUCUCUCUCUUUUUUUUUUUUUUUUGCAAAAGCCAUUACCAAAAUGGUGUUCCUACUGCUCUUCUUCCCAUUACCAGGCAGGGAGAAUUUUUUAAAUAAUAAACAUAAUCGGUUAUAUUUCAUCAUGACAACUUCAGAGAGAGAGUGUGUGUCUGUUUCCGAGAUGAUGUCAGGGCAGGAGUUAAAAUUUAAAGGGAAAAACUUGAAACUACCUAUUUUCAUUGGUUAUUCAGCAGUGCCUAAAAUGAGCUUUUGAAGUAAUACAAAAUGCACUUUUAAUUCAUGUAUGUAGUGCCAUCUGAUAUCUUGGGUGAGUCUUGCUUUUGCUUUUUCCUUUUUUCCUCACGUAAUUGAAUGGCACAGAGUUUUUUAGUAUCCAUGCACAAAACAUGUACUUUCCUCCAGAUGGACAAUUUAAAGAAUCUUAAGGAUGUUUCUUUUAUUAAAAACUUAUUUAGGUUUGGUGAUUAUGCUUUGAAAUAAGUGUUUAAAGUUGGAUUUUUAAUCUUAGCCCAAAAGUCCAUUAAGCAAGUGUAACAUUUUUCUACAUAAAACAUUAGAAACUUUAGUUACCUAAUGAAAAACAGAUUCUUUACUAAAUAUUAUUCUCAUUCUUGAUUUGAUCUUCAUGGGUCACAUUUCUAAAUAUAAGUGAAAGCACUAGAAACUUGCAUUAUUGUUGCACUACAAAAUAAAAUUGGUUUGUAAAGGAUAAUAACAGUACCAUAAGGUGUUUUUCAGUGAGUCAUACAUAAAAUUCUAAAAUUUAAAAAAAAAAAAAAAAAAAAAAACCUUAGGUGAUUUAUAUAAACCAAAUAAAUAAAAGGGCUUUAAGGUAUUAAGGUACUGUUUGCCUAGCAGCCAGGUGGUUAUAAAACUUUCAUAUGCUUUGGUACACUGAUAAAUGUUAGCCAUUAUUCCUGAAAGCUUCUUAAAUUGCAUAAGUUGUUAGUUUUGAAAAUUUUCAAGAAUAAUCCAGUUGGAAAACCUUUGUAUUAAAGAUACACAUAGAUUUUUGUGGACAUUGCCAGUAUAUAGUGUCAUUUGCUUUCUAUUCUUGACCUCAGAAGUGCCUCACUUGUAUAUUAUUUCCAUUAAAAGCUUGACUGCAUUCUUUCUAAUAAGCAAUGAAAAAUUGUUUAACUCAUGUCAAUGUAUCUUCUUAUGUAUAGUUAACUAGCUUGAUAGUUUUGAGUAUAUAAUAUAAUAUGCAUAUAUAAGUUUGUAACCGUUUUUUGUUACGUCAUACCCAUGUAAUUGGACAUAUCAGAUGAUAUCAUAAGAACUUGUUUUAAUGGUUUUUUUCCCCCUGCAAUUACCUAAUUAAACCUAUCAUGAAAUUUAAAA